Messenger RNA from Symbiodinium natans, 297 nucleotides. NCBI's taxonomy places the organism in Eukaryota, Dinophyceae, Suessiales, Symbiodiniaceae. The record is from the annotation of a GenBank genome assembly.
AUGGCAGAGGAACAGAUACGACAAGCCCGAGCCGAAUCUGGAUCACUGAGACGGCAGCUUCAGGCUCAAGCGUCUCAAGCAGGGCCCCAGGUGGCGCCUCCUACUGCUUCGAUAUGGAGCACGACAGCAGACCUGCCGUCCGAGAUGAAACAAUCGAAGUCUUCGCAAGCAUCAGUGCUAUUUCUGCAGUGGCAAAAUGCGCACCUCCAAGCCGAAAUCCGACAUUACCAGCAGGCCUUGACGAAUACAAAGUCUGAGCUGCAGCGACUUGGCCUUAAUUUUCAGUACCACUCGUGA